Molecule: messenger RNA, 11072 nt
Organism: Musca domestica (house fly)
Lineage: Eukaryota; Metazoa; Arthropoda; Insecta; Diptera; Muscidae
Gene: Prosap
Product: mucin-19
Exons: 15
Coding region: 2055-7811 (1918 amino acids)
Cellular component (GO): postsynaptic membrane; dendritic spine; postsynaptic density
Molecular function (GO): ionotropic glutamate receptor binding; synaptic receptor adaptor activity
Source: RefSeq, a predicted model, not a curated record
GUUGCGGACGGAGCGUUUAAAUCGAUUGAAAUAUAACGGUUAGCAUUGAAUGCUUAAUAAGGUGUUUGAUACUUACUUAUGUGUAUGGUGUUUUUUCAGUUAUCACAAGUGAAUGAAAUUAAAUUUUGUAUACUUUUGGAAGAGAAAAAUGAUGUAUUAAAAUUUUUGAGAGAAAAUGAAGAAAAUAAAUAAAAAUUGAUUUUCUAUAAAAAUUUUUGUGAAAUAAAAUUCUUCUUCAAUUUUAUUUUUGAUUUGUGUCAACAACAAAUUUUCCAUUUGAAGUGAAACGACAAAGUGAAAAAAAAGAAAAUUCCCAUUCCAUGGAAUAAAAUCUCCACCCAAAAGUCCAGCAGAAAAAAAAAAUAAAAAUCGAAAAAGGAAUGAAGGAAAAUAUAAUUCAUAAUUAAUUAUUUGUGUGCGUGUGUGAUAACUUCGAGAGCAUAACAGAGAAGUGAAUUGUAGAGAGAGUGAGAGCCCGAGAGAGCGUAGGGAGGAAUUUCUGUUUGCCACCAAGAAAAAACCUUUGGAAAAAGGCUGCUCCUUGCCUCAAAAAGGCAAGCUCUCCAAAAAAAGAGAAAUUUCUAAGUGAAAGCCGUAAUAAAUAAAAAAAUCUCCAAAUCUACAAAAUCUUUGUAAAACAACAACAACAAAACAAAUAAGUGAAAAAUUAUUUAAAAAAAUCCAAGAGUUUCAAUUAAAAAAAAAAAAACCCAAUAAUUCAUAAUAUUCCCAAAUAAAAGAGCGAAAUAUAACAGAGAGAAAUAGCAGAGUGAGAGAGAAAGUUCACACAAAAUAUUACAUUCAUACUCUCUCUCCCUUGCACAGAGCUCAUUAAUCCUUGUCACAAAAAUCAAGCUCUCAGCUCUCACAGUGUGUGUUUUAGUUGGAGAGUACUUAUCAUCAACAACAAUUUACAACAAAACCAAACAAAACAUCCAAUAACGACAACAACAUUACGACUAGCAGAGUAUCUCUCUCUUCCUAACAUUAUUCCGGCAUUGCUGUGCUCCGCUUUUCGUUUUUUUAUUGUUUUUACCAUUUGUAUGGUUGUUGGUGGUUCUCUGCCGAAUGACUUUGUAUGCUGAGUGAAAAAGGUUGGUUCACCAUUUUCCCUAAAAUUAUAAAUUAGCUCCACAAUCAUCCAUUUGGGUUUUUGGCAAUCAAUGGGUGCUUCCUUCCUCUUCAUAAACUCAAUAGAGAAAUUUCCACGAAGUCACUGACAGCACUUUGAAAUGUAAAGAAGAUAAUUAAAAUCAAAUUCCGUCGGAACGAAAGAAAAGAAAAACGCAUUUAAAUUAUUCAUUUGUUUGCAUGGGUGUGUGGGACGAUGAAAAGCAGCAAAAUGUUUACACAAAGAAAACAAGUGGCAUGCGUUUCUGCAACGGCUGUUAAAUAAAAACGCACGAGGAUAGCCGGCAAUAAUUACAGGAAAUCUCCACUUCACCACCAGUCCCUCGACCAUUAGAACAAAAUUGAAAGCCGAAGAAGAAGGAGAAGAACGAGAACAAGAAUAAAAGAACGAUUAACACUGAUUGUUAAUUUGUAAACAAAUUAAACUCCCCACGAUAUCCGCUCGUUUCAGAAAAAACAAAAUUGAAUUGUAUUGCAACACAAAGGAAAACCCACUUAAUAAGAGAAAAAGAGAGAACACACUCCUUGACUGCUCCCCAGUAAAAAAGAAAAAAAUUAUUCAAAACUGGGGAGAAAUUUUCAUUAAGCCGAACGGGAAAGAAAAUCUAAUUCGCCAAACAACGACUGAUUUGUAUUGAACUGAACUGAAGUUUUUAUAUUCACACUUCGUUAAGAAUUUUGUAAACAAAACAAGAAAUCAACAACAACAACAGAAACAACAAUUAUCGAUAAAUUAUAAACUUUGUAGAGAAAAACAAAAACGCAAACAACAAGAAGAAGAAGUCUCAACAUUUUUGAAACUUCAAAGCAAAAACAAAGAACUCCAGAUCUUAUUUCUUCUCCCCCCAACGUUGCCAUAAAAAACAUUCAAAAUUACGACGUAUCACCCACCCACACCCAAAGUCAAACAAAACCCGGCCAAUAUGGACAGUGGUUCCGGGUCGGGAUUUGACGAUGAACCACCGCCAGAGCCGCGAGACGGUUGGCUGCUGGUGCGCAUCCAUGUGCCCGAGCUGAACGUCUACAAAUGCCUGCAGUUCCCCUCCGACAAACUGGUGUGGGAUGUCAAACAACAAGUAUUAGCCUCAUUACCAAAGGAACUUAAAGAGAGCUUUAACUAUGGUCUCUUUUGUCCACCCUCAAAUGGCAAGGCGGGCAAAUUCCUUGAUGAGGAGCGGCGUUUGGGUGAUUAUCCAUUCAAUGGUCCAGUGGGCUAUUUGGAGCUCAAAUACAAACGUCGCGUUUACAAAAUGUUAAAUCUUGAUGAGCGGCAAUUGAAAGCAUUGCAUACCCGUGCCAAUUUAAGACGUUUUUUAGAAUGCAUCAAUGGUGGUCAUGUGGAGAAAAUUGCCAAAAUGUGCGCCAAAGGGCUGGACCCUAACUUCCAUUGUCCCGAAAGUGGUGAGACGCCACUAACUGUGGCCACCGGUGCUAAAAAACCAAAUAAAUUGUUAAUAGCUCUGGUAAAUGGUGGGGCAUUGCUUGACUAUCGUACCAAAGAUGGUACAACGGCUUUGCACAGGGCCGUGGAAAAAGAUUCUUUGGAGGCGGUAACUACUCUAUUGGAAUUGGGCGCCUCGCCCAACUAUAAAGAUGCCCGUGGCAUAACCCCCUUGUAUAUUUCCAUUACACGCAAGUGUGAUUCGAAAAUAACGGAAAGCCUUUUACAUGAUCAUGCCACAUUGGGUACCCAGGAUAAUCAGGGUUGGAAUGAGGUCCAUCAGGCCUGUCGUCACGGUCUUGUCCAGCAUUUGGAACAUUUAUUGUUUUAUGGUGCGGACAUGGAUGGCCGUAAUGCUUCCGGUAAUACACCAUUGCAUGUAUGCGCUGUUAACAAUCAGGAGGCUUGUGCUAGAAUGCUUCUGUUUCGUGGCGCCCAACGUGGUGCGCUAAAUUAUGCCAAUCAAACUCCCUAUCAGGUUGCUGUCAUUGCGGGUAAUUUGGAAUUAGCCGAAAUCAUACAAAAUUAUAAAUCUGAAGAUGUUGUACCCUUUCGCGGACCACCACGUUACAAUCCGAAACGUCGUUCCGGCAUGGGUUGGCUAAGUGCCAAUGGUAGCAUUGGCGGUGGUAGUAGCCUAAUGGGUACAUUAACACGCAACAGCAGUACAUGUGGCCAUCAUGGACCACCAUCACCGUGUCCAUCCGAACAUUUGCCAUACAGUUCAGCCAGUUCGAGUUUAUCGGAGGGUUCAUCCGGUCAUCGUUCUCACGAGGAUGACAUCAGCAUUGUAACAGAUAAAUCACUUGGUGAUACCAGCGACAUUAUCAGCGACUCCUCUGGCGUUGGUACCAAUUCCGAUUCUGCGGCCUGCUCAAUUGGUCACCCUAGCACAACGGUGGUUUGCAUGGAGCCCUAUGCUGGCAAUUCUGUGGGUCAUAUACGCCUGCAGGUUGGCGAUGUUAUUGAAGUUGUGGGUUCGACCGAUUGUGGCCUCUUGGAGGGCUAUGUACGCGGUACCAAUCAGUCUGGGUUCUUCCCAGCUGAGUGCGUACAAGAGGUUAAUUUACGACAAAAGAAUAUAACCAAUGUUGCUACAGCGAAUCCAAAUCACUCGCCCUAUCAACAUUCACCAGCAGCAUCGUCUGUACACCAGGGUUCGCCACAAUUGAGUCUGGGUGGCAGUUCGGGAAUUGGUGGCAUGAGUAGUACGGGCGGUACUUUGCCACGUCCCACUCUGAUACAUCAGUCGCCAUCGUUGUCGGUGAACAGCAAUGGCUCGACACAUGCAUUGAAUGGUGGCGGUGGAUCAUCGGAGAAUUAUGGUUCAAUGAAACUGGCUGGAAGUAGCAAUGGCCAGCAACAGCUGCAACAGAAUCAGCAAUACAGUAGUGCUACAGCACCCCGAGUCAAGAAAAAUGCUUUCAACGAACCUCGUACUGUGGUAUUGCACAGAGCCAAGCGUGGUUUCGGUUUCAUUUUGCGCGGUGCCAAAGCCUCUUCCCAACUCAUGCAAUUGAAGCCAUCUGAUCGUUUCCCAGCACUCCAGUAUUUGGACGAUGUCGAUCCGGGCGGUGUGGCCGACAUGGCCGGCCUCAAACCAGGCGAUUUUCUCUUAGCCAUCAAUGGCGAAGAUGUUAGGGCUGCAUCCCACGAGAAGGUGGUUGAAAUGAUAAGAUCAGCCGGAGCAUUGGUUUCCAUGACCGUCAUAUCGCCACAAUUUCCCAAUCAAAUGCAAGCCACCCCACAAUACAUGCCCAGCCAUCAUUUGUCAUCGGGUCCGAGCACACCGCAAACCUCGCAUCGACAGUGUGCCACUUUGCCACGUAAAAUGUCCUUGGGACCGAAUGCAGCAGCCGCAGCGGCUGAGAGACAGGGAAGACCUGCACCCUUACCACCACGCAGAGAUCCCAAAACCACUUUGUCAGUGGGUAGAGCACGAGCUAAGUCAAUGGUGGCCGGUUUGGAGAAUGGCGGCGAGAAGGAAGACGAUGACAUCCAUCAUACAAAAUCCUCCUCGGUGGAGUCGAUUGUAACACCUACACCCACACAUCCAGGAACUCCGGUACAGUUGCGUACGGCCAGCAUUAAGGCUAGGCCCACAUCAAGUCGCAUUACAGCCGCCGAGCUUGAGGAACUGUUCCAGCGUCAACAGGGCGAAGCUGUUGAUAGUGCAAAUCGUUAUUCCACCAUGAUGACUACUUCACGUUUCCAGUCGGGCACCGACAGUGGAGCAGCCACGCCACCAGCCAAUACCAAUUCACCGCUCAAAGGUCCCAUGGUCUAUGGCAGUGUGGCUGAGAUGAAGCGUAAAACCAAAUCUAAAAAUGGCACAUUGCGUGGCAAACCAUGUGCCAUACCAACCGUGGGCGCUGGAAGCCGUGACUUAAAGAGGUUCCAUUCAACGCCGGAUCUUAAUGUUAAUGCGGGUGGAUCCUCCUCUUCGAUCUGGACCGCUGGCGUGGCCAAGGGUCAUUUGUCACAAGAUGAUGUGGCCACAUUGCAUGCCUCAAUGUUGCGUCUAAAUGCUUUGCCACCACCAAAUCAUCCUCCACCGCCACCACCCGUGGUGGGUCAGGUUGUAAAGGUUGAGACCCGGCAAAGUUCGGAAUACGAGAGCACACUGUCGCUACAACAAAAACUAAAGAAACGUGUGGAGAAUGAUGCCGUUACUGCGGCCGCAGUUGAUGGUAUUCAAUCGAGUUUCAAACCUUCGGCAAGUGCAAAAAUCUAUGCUUCACCACAGGAGUUGAUCGCUUGGAAGUUAAGGCAAACUCAAGAGAAUCGCCAACAGAACAGUAACCAACAACAAAACUCGAAUCAAUCUGGUAUUUAUGCACCAACAAAUGUUGCUGUUCCCUCGAUGAAUCAGCAACAACCACAAAUUAGUCAAUAUGCUCAACCAACGGCCUUGGCACAAGCCACAGCCGCCGCCAGCACAACCUCUUCUAAUGUCACCACAGUCACCAGCACCACCACUAACACCUCAUCGCAUUAUGCCGCCCCGCCAAGCCAAAAUAGUGGCGGCAUAAUUCUCAAUCAAGUCAAUAACAAUAAUAACACCAACAACAAUAGUAUUGUGGCAAAUCUUCCGACUGGACCGGCACCACCCAUCCCUGAACCGGACUACAGUCUUAGCGAAUCGGAUGGUGAAGAUGAAAAUUCGAUUUUGGUGGCACGCAACACCAAGCUAAAUGAGAAGAUUGCCCUGAUCGAUGUACCCGAAGCGGGUGGAAAUAGUCAAGCAAGUGGCAGCAGUUCAGCAUCCGGCUCUGCAUCCAUUUCACAUUCCCUAUCGGUGGAGGAAAUCCAACGCAUUCGCAGCAAUUUGAAACAAUCCAAAUCAUCGCCAAAUGGAUUUGAUAAAAACGAUGAGACUCUCUCCGCCGCCAAUGAAACAAAUCAGCAACAAGCUCAGCAGCAGCAGCAGCAACAACAACAGCAGCAACAAGCUACAGCCAAAAACGAUAAUGACGUUGAAAAUGUCAACAACAACAAUAUGAACAAUAACAACAAUGAAGAGGAAGGUGAUAGUAAUAGUUCAUCGGGUGUUAGCAGUGAUCAAGAGGUCUUAGCGGCCGGUGCUUUGGCCAAUAUUGGACCCAAAUCAACCGAUACGAUUAAAAAGAAACCCACGGUCACAAUUAAUGAAGAGGCCAAGACCAUACCCGAUACGAAUAAGGAAAAAGAUGAAGUGGAUUCUACAAAACUGCCAAAAACAGCUACAGCAAAUACGACAGCAGCAGCAGCCAGCACAACAGCGAGUGCCGCAAGUGCUGCAGCUGUACCAAAAACACCACCACCCACACAAAGUAAACCCAGCAAUUUGCAACAGUUGGAGAAGACUGCAAAAUCGACACCACCGUUACAACACAAAACUCUACAGCCUGUGGCCAUUACAACAGCUGCCAGCAUUGAUAAGCCUCCAAGUAGCAGUAGCGCCGGCAUUGCUGCCAUUGCUAGUGCCACCACCUCACCGGCCAUUUCGACUACAAAUGUGGCCAAUGCCAAGGCAGCAUUUGAGGCCAAGGCCAUUACCUCUUCCCACGUUCCUGUCUCAGCUACACCAAACAUUCCAACUACGGUCACCGUCAAACAAAUGGUCCAGCAGCAACACGCUCCAGUCAUACAGCAACAACAGCAGCAGAUGUCUGCAACCAAAGUCAAAACAAUUGUCGUUCAAAGUCAACAGGUGGCGGCAAAGAGUCAAGCCUCGGUGGCCGGUCGUUUGGCCCAACCCCACAUGAAUCCCAAUCAGAAAUUGUUGGCCACCCAACAACAAAUACUGCUACAGCAACAACAGCAGCAGCAACAAAUGGCCCAUCAACAACAUUUACAGCAAAUCCUCAAGGCAAAGGCAGCAGCCGCUGGUGCGGCCGCCAACACGGCAGCCAUUGUUGCCAAACAGCAACAACAAAUGGCCAAACAAUCAAGUCUGCUCUCAUCCCAGGAGUCACAGGAGGAACAGCGUUCCGAUGAUGAUGGUGAGUUGAGUCCCUCGCCACCGGCCAAGGCCUUCCAACGCCACAAUUCGUUAACACGCAAACAAGCGGCCGCUAUUGCUAUGCAACGUGCAACCCGUUCGGCGGCCGUUUCGCUGGUCCAGUUGCCACCGCCCAUUGAGGCCGAUAGUGAUUCUGAAAUGUCGACCUCCCUGUCGAAUUCAAAAUCUACCAUUGUUGGGGGCAGUGUUGCCGCUUCUGCGGUGUCACGUCCCGAGCCGGAUGGUGGUCUGGUAACAGAGAACAUUGUGCUGGCACCACCGCCGCAAUUUUGCGAUUGCAAUGACAUCAAACACACACCGCAGAUGCAGCAACCACUGCCGCAGCAACAGCCUCAGGCACAACAGCAGCAGCAACAACAACAACAACACCAGCAACAGCAGCAACAACAACACAUGUUAUUGCAACUGCAACAACAGCAACGUUUACACUUGGCACAGCAACAACAACAACAACAGCAGCAGCAUCAGCAGCAACAAUUACAAUACCAACAAUACCAGCAGCAUUUGCAGCAACAACAGCAGCACCAUCAACAACAGUUGGCUGCCAUGCAACAGCAACUGCAAAUGCACCCCCACAUGAUAAGCACAAUGCACCAUCAUGUGGUGGCCGCCCAAAAUGCUGGUAAUGUUGCUACUGCUGCUCCUGCUGCCGCCAGUGCCGGCAAUAUGGGCACCCUGGGUCGUGUACGUAUUGUUGGUACUCCCAAGAGCAAUAAUCAUCAUCGUUUGCAUUAAAGUAACGAAAUCGCAAACCACAACAAAACAUAACCUGUGUCGUUUGGUUUUCUAACCUUAUAAAUUCGAAAUUGUAGAUUUACAUUCGGUUUUGAAUUUGGCACAAUGUAGCCAAAAAAUAAUUUAUGUUGUUCAUUAUAUAUUGUUUGUAUGUAUUAAUGUUUUAGAUAUAUACAUAUGUAUCUGUUCGUGUGAGUGUGUGCGUUUGUCUUUGAUUAAAAAAACACAAAAAAGUUAUCGAAAUAUCUUAAAUAUAAUGAAAAAAAUGUUAUUUUAAAUUUUCAAAGCAGUGUGAACAUUAUAUGAAUGAUAUGCCGUAAUAACAUUGUAUGUUAUGUGAUGAAGUAAUUCGGAGUCUUUGUGCAAUAUGAGGCUAUAACAGAGUUCAUUUAGAGGAAAUUUAAAGCUACAAUUAAAAAUUCGAAUAUAUUCCAAUAAAUCAGUAGAGAAAUUAAAGUUGAGUACCUAUUAAUGAACAGUAAGUCGUCCGAUACACUAAUUAUUCAAAAAUGUUAAAAUUUUCUUAUCAACUUCUCACUUCCUCUUUAUACCGAGCAAUUUGGCAUCACUUUUCAUAUAAAGCCCAAAUUGACAGCAUUGGCAUGAAGUACGACAGUAACAGUAUUCUCAGUAACGCAUUUUAAAAACAUGUUUACAUAGGAGUUUUAUUUUGGAAGUACAAUUUAAUAUACUAUUUAUGGAAACUUCAUUGUGAUUUAAAUUUACAAUCAGCUGAUGUCUGUUAGUGUAUACACACUUAAUGAACAUAAAAUGUGAAAAAUAAUGCAUUUCUUUGGCGAAAGAGCAAAUAUGGAGACUUACUUUUCAUUUCCACAUUAAAAAUUGUUUAAAAUUGCAGCUAUGUUGUCUGAUAAACCCAUGCAUUUAAUUACGAUAUUAUAAAAUAAUUUUACAGUACGUUUGUAUGUAAAUGUGUUAUCCCAAUGUAUUUAGAUUAAAAUUGUCAUAUCCAUUAUGCAUACUUCAGAUAUAUCCUCCUGAAGUAGGUAAACCCUGCAAAAAGUUCUGUCGUAAACAUGGCAUUAGAGCCAUAAUCGAACUUUGUCCAUGGUGUAUCCUGCAGUUUGACAUUAAUUACCAAGAUACGAUUAAUUACAAAACCAAAUUCACAAUGGCUUGCCACUUCCUCUUUAUGCCUAGAAAUGUGGCAGCACUUUUCGUAUGAAAACAAAUUCAAGUUGGCAGCACUGCCAGGAAAAAAGACAGCAACGGUGUUUUACAGUAACGCAUUUUAAAAACAUGUUUAUAUAGGAGCAUUUUUUUAGUUUACAAUGUAAUAGACCAUUUAUACUAUUAAUGGAAACUUCAUUGAAUGCAACAAAUCCAGUAUACAACUCCUAUCGUUUACAUAUGGCUUUGAGAGAAGUUUAAUUACAAUCAGCUGAUGUUUGUUUACGCAUACACACUUAGUGAACUUUGUCCAUGUUGUACCCUGUAGUUUGACAUUAAUUACCAAAGUAAGGAUUACCAAGUCAAUUUCACAAGGACUUGCCGCUUCCUCUUUACACCGAUAAAUUUGGCAUCACUUUUCAUAUUAAAACCAGUUAACGUUUGCAGUUGUGCCAGGAAGAACGAAAGUAACGGUUCUCAGUAACGCACUUUAAAAGAAUGUUACAUAGGAAUUUUUGUUUGGUUAACAAUAUAAUAGACCAUUUAUACUAUUAAUGGAAACUUAAUUUCAACUUUCGUUUACACAUUGCAAAUUGUCUAAAAUUGCAACUCUGUUGUCUGAAGACAUAUUGUAAGAAAAUUUCAGAGUCUCAAUCGAACUUUGUAGACGUUGUACAUUGUAGUUUGACAUUAAUUAUCAACGUAACGAUGCCAAUCGCUUUAAGUAUCCUUGAUUCAUUCCAACCUUUCCGAUUGGUUUUGACACUGAUUGUCAUUUCUGCAGACGAAACAUAUAAGUAAAAUAUGUUUCAUGUUUGUUUAUGAAUAUAUGUGACAUGUUUAUUCUUGUAACUUGACAUUCUGCACUUAAAUCACUUGUCUUAUCCUGUGUAAAUACGGAUUAAACAAAUGAACCGUUGUCAAGACACUACAAGACUACUACUUCACACUAAUAUAACGAUGUAAUGUAAACAUGUCAUAAGUUUCGUAUUUUUUGGUCAAGGCUCAUUGCCAUUUUAUUCAUGGCACAAUCAAUAGGUAUGGUAUUUACCGCAGCUGAUCAUCUAGAUUGGUUGUCAAAACACUUAUUGUGAAUGGAAGUACAUUACGAAAGAUAAACAAGCUGUAAAGAAAAUGUAAACAAAACUUGACAUUUAAUCUGAUUGGUAAUAAUUUUACUGAACCGGGACAGCUGUCUUAUGAUACGUUUACAUCGAACGGGUUUUAAUAAAAGAAAAACUUGUUAUUAAAACGUGAUAAUUUAAUCAUAGCCGUAUGCUUCGAAAUUGCACAUUGCAUAUUCAUGAUAUUUCAUUAACUUUAUUUUAAAGUAUAUAUUAACAAAGUAUAAAACAACGCACAUUUAUAUUUAACAAAUUGUUGUCCAUGUACACGACUAUAAAAAUAAUGUUUUGAAAAAAAAAACUAAUGAAAAACAUUCAAAAUAAAUUAAUAAAAUUUACAAAUAACUAAAACCAUUUUUAAGAUAUUUGAGAAAGGAAUUCAACAAAAACAAAUAGCGACAUAAACACGUUAAUUAUAACAAAGCAACAAAUAGGUUAUAACUAAAAGAGAAUAUUAAGGCAAACAAGAAAACACAAUUGUUAAAUUAAAAAAAGUAAGGCAAAUAGAAGAAUUUUUAAGAAAACAAAUAAGAAACAGAAACAACAAGAAUUUUACAUUGAAAGAAUAAAGAAGAAAACAAAGAAGAACAAAUGGUAAUGUAAACAUGGCAGAAUUAGUACAAUUCUAACAAUUAAUAUUUAACGUGAAAACGAGCAAUUACAUUUCUUUGUUUCUGACACAAUUCAAUUUAAUUAUAUUACACAUAUGUUACGUACAUGCAUACCCAUAAUAACACAAUUUUUUUCGCAUAAAUUGAUGGAUUUUUUUUUAUUAUUUUAACAUUAAGAAUUUCUUAUAUUAUUUCUAUUUUGUUUAUUAUAUUUGUUUUAAUUCUAUUUUCUUCCUAAAUAAAUUUAGUUUCUGUUUAAUACAAUUAAAAAAAAAAAACAUUUUAAUAUAUACUUUUUUUUGCUAAUUAUGUGUGAUAUAUAUUUUAAAAUUCUAUAUAUAAAGAGAAAACAAAUGUUUGAAAAUAAACGAAAAGAAAACCACUAAAAAAAUUAA